This is a messenger RNA of Ogataea philodendri, 1581 nucleotides long. RefSeq lists its product as uncharacterized. Bases 1 to 1581 code for a protein of 526 amino acids. The transcript has a single exon. Gene Ontology annotation, molecular function: ATP-dependent protein folding chaperone; ATP binding. NCBI's taxonomy places the organism in Eukaryota, Fungi, Ascomycota, Pichiomycetes, Pichiales, Pichiaceae. Gene Ontology annotation, cellular component: cytosol; nucleus. Gene Ontology annotation, biological process: protein folding. The record is from RefSeq and is a predicted model, not a curated record.
AUGGCUUCUAUUGGAAUUGCAUUUGGUAACUCCACCUCGUCGAUUGCUAUUGCCAACGACGGCAAGGUUGACGUCAUUGCCAACCCGGACGGUGACCGGUUCAUCGCCUCGUCUCUUUCGUACGUGGGAGACGACGAGUACCACGGUGCCCAAGCCCAAGCUCAGCUUGUUAGAAACCCAAACUCCACUGUGGUCAACUUUAGAGACUUCAUUGGUCUGAGUUUCGACAAGAUCGACCCAACUUACUCGCAGAACUCUGCUCAUCCGAUCGAGGUCAACGGAAAGGUUGGCUACUCCAUCAAUGACAAGCCGAUCUCUGUUGAUGAGAUCGCCGCUAGACACUUGAAGCAAAUCAAGGCUGCUGCUGAGGACUACAUUGGACAGAAAGUUGAGGGUGCUGUGAUCGCCGUUCCUACCAACUUCACCGAUGCGCAGAAGGCCGACUUGAAGAAGAUUGCUGCUGAAGCCGGUAUCAACGUUUUGCAACUGAUCAACGAGCCAACUGCUGCUCUUUUGUCGCAUCUUGUCGCCAAGAACACUUUGAACGAGGACAAGUUGUUUGUUGUUGCUGAUUUCGGAGGAAUCCGUUCUGAUGCCGCCGUUAUUGCUGUCAGAGGAGGUAUUUUGACCGUUCUUGCUACUGCUCACGAUUACGACUUGGGCGGAGACAAGCUGGACGACGCUCUUGUUGAGUUCUUCUCCAAGGAGUUCCAGAAAAAAUACAAGGUGGACCCAACCUCGAACGCCAGAUCCCUGGCCAAGUUGAAGAGCGCCUGUGUGAUCACCAAGAAGACUCUUUCCAACGUUCAAACAUCCACUAUUUCGAUCGACUCUCUUGCCGAGGGAUACGAUUUCCACUCCACAAUCAACAGAUUGCGUUUCGAGGUGUCUGGUCGCGCGGUUUUCACCAGAAUGUCGAGUUUCGUGGAAUCUGUGGUUGCCAAGGCUGGCUUGGAGACUUUGGACAUUGACGAGGUUCUGCUUGUUGGAGGCACCUCCAACAUUCCAAAGGUUGCUGCCAACAUUGCUGCUGUUUUCCCAGAAACCACUGUGGUGAACGCUCCAAGCGUUGACUCCAAGUUGACCAACCCUAACGAGUUGAUCUGCAGAGGUGCUGCAUUGCAGGCUUCCAUCGACGCUGGUUUCGACGCCGAGGAGAUCGAGGAGUCUACGCAGCCCGUGGUGACCAACACACAACACAUUGCCAAGCCUAUUGGUAUCAAGACCGGCGACGGCGAGUUCCUGACUCUAAUUUCCAGAGAAACUGCUUACCCAAUCAGAAAGAGCGUCACUUUGGAAGCUGGUGCAGAUGACGUUUUUAUCGAAUUCUACGAGGGAGAACGCAAGGUGAAGGAAACCGUGAUCGAGGCAGAAAAGUUCUCUGACGACGAGGACAGCGAGGAAGAGGAGCCAGAAAUUGUCAAGACCGUGCAUUACGUGCCGGGCCAACUUUUGGCAGAAAUGGCACUCAGAGGAGUUGGCAAGGGCAGCUCUGUGGAGGUGAUUGCCAACAUCACCAAGGACGGCAAGCUGCAAUUCAUUGCUCGUAGCGGCGAAAAGGUUGUCAAAGGUGAGGCUUAG